Molecule: messenger RNA, 1443 nt
Organism: Fimicolochytrium jonesii
Lineage: Eukaryota; Fungi; Chytridiomycota; Chytridiomycetes; Spizellomycetales; Powellomycetaceae
Product: JAB1/Mov34/MPN/PAD-1 ubiquitin protease-domain-containing protein
Exons: 4
Coding region: 179-1075 (298 amino acids)
Biological process (GO): translational initiation
Cellular component (GO): eukaryotic translation initiation factor 3 complex, eIF3m
Molecular function (GO): translation initiation factor activity; translation initiation factor binding; metallopeptidase activity
Source: RefSeq, a predicted model, not a curated record
ACCGCCAGAAGCUGUUGAAAGGCAGCAUUUCCACUGCAAGAAUCCCUCUCCUGGUCGCAAGGAAGUCUAAGUCAGACCACCGGCCGGCAAUUUGAGUAAGAAUUCCCUUUCGCCGAACGGGUUUCCGACACACUUUCUUUAGUUCAACUGUGUGGAGCACAGCACCUAUCUGCCCAGCAUGCCGUCUGCUUCUUUCUUGCACCUGUCUCUCCCGAGCUCUUCAGCCUCCGCUGCGGCGAUCGGAAACUCCGGCGUUUCUGCGACUGUCGGCCCUGUCGUGUUGUUCUCCGUGCUCGAUCACUACCUUCGCCGAACUGAGAACCAGGAGAGAGUUAUUGGGGCGCUUUUGGGAGUAAGGAGCGAGGAUGGUUCGGAAAUUGAGAUCCGGAACUGCUUCCCAUUGAGCGUGAAUGAGGUCGGAGAUCAACAGGUUGUGAUUGACACGGACCAUCUCACACAAAUGUACACACUACACCAACGUGUGCAAUCGCGCGAGACCAUCGUCGGAUGGUACGCAACUGGACAGGCGCUGAACGCCAACAGUGUCUGGAUCCACGAAUUCUUCGCGAAUGAGACGUCUCCUCAUGCCCCUAUCCACCUGCUCGUUGAUGCCAACCUCAACCCCUCCCAACAACAAAUCGUCUCUGCCUUCGCCUCCAGCCCCGUCGGAGUUCCCGACUCUGAAAACAUGGGGUCCAUGUUCAUCCGUGUGCCUUGCAAUGUCAAAUACUCUCCAGCAGAGAAGAGCUCUUUGGACCUCAUGAUGACCAACGGAACAACCGACGCACCCCUUGUUAGCGAGAUUGACUCCCUGGAAGACACAAUUGAGCGUGUUCUGCGGAUGAUCGAACAGGUUCAGUCUUACGUGGAUGCCGUUGUAGCUGGAAAGGAGGUUGGGAACAAGACGCUGGGACGGUAUCUGAUGGAUAUGGUUGAGAGCGUACCGGUCGUCAAAGCGAAGGAAUUCGAGCAACUAUUCAACGGACAUCUGCAGGACAUGCUCAUGGUCGUGUACCUUGCCAACCUGACCAGGACGCAGCUCGCCAUUGCAGAACGAUUACACAAGAUGAUGUAGAUCGCCUCCACUCCCCCCAAAGCGACGUAAUGACAGACGGGCCGCCUCACUGUAGAGCAGCUAGAACCUCCCUAUAUGCAUGCCAACGGCGCAUCAUCCUUCAGCCGGGUGUCGUCGGAGAUGUUUGAAGCCCUUUGCACGCUCUGUGUCUUCCAUUCCCCACUAUAUAUUCGCAUAGUCCCUUCCUCUCGCCAUUUGCUUGCUUGCAUGUAUAGUUCCCGAUAGCCUCCGCACAUAAAUAGCGAUACCAGCCUAGAUGGAAAUCUUGACCUGUCCUGUUUCUUGUAGGUGCUGGGCGUAGGUACGGCGGGACUCUGUUGUGCAAAGUGGGCUCUAGAUUCAACUUGCACAACGGGCGCUGAAAAUCC